AGACGGGCGGGAGCCACGGCCCCGCUCGCUGCCCAUUGUCUGUGCCCCUGACCGGUGCCACAGUGCGGCCCGGCGGGGCAGCCUCCUAUCGUCACUUCAGCCACCGCCGCAACUAUAAGAGGCGGUGCCGCCCGCCGGUGGCUGCCUCAGCCCACCAGCUGGGACCGCGAGCCAUGCUGCCCGCCGCCCGCCCCCAGGGCUGUUAGAGCCAGACUGCGAACUCUCACCACUGCCGCCACCGCCGCAUCCCGUCCCACCGUCGCGGGCAGCAGCCAAAGCCGCCCCAACUGCAACACAGAGUGGGCAAGGCCAGGCAGGCCAUGGGGCACUGGGCGCUGCUGCCCGGCUGGGUUUCUGCUACGUUGUUGCUGGCGCUGGCCGCUCUGCCUGCAGCUCUGGCCGCCAACAGCAGUGGCCGAUGGUGGGGCAUCGUGAAUGUAGCCUCCUCCACGAACCUACUAACAGACUCCAAGAGUCUGCAACUGGUGCUGGAGCCCAGUCUGCAGCUGCUGAGCCGCAAACAACGUCGGCUGAUCCGCCAGAACCCGGGGAUCCUGCACAGUGUGAGUGGGGGACUGCAGAGCGCUGUGCGAGAGUGCAAGUGGCAGUUCCGGAACCGCCGCUGGAACUGCCCCACGGCUUCGGGGCCCCACCUCUUCGGCAAGAUCGUCAACCGAGGCUGUCGGGAAACAGCUUUUAUCUUCGCCAUCACCUCCGCCGGUGUUACCCAUUCCGUGGCUCGCUCCUGCUCCGAGGGCUCCAUCGAGUCCUGCACGUGCGACUAUCGCCGGCGAGGCCCUGGGGGUCCCGAUUGGCACUGGGGAGGCUGCAGCGACAACAUUGACUUCGGCCGCCUCUUCGGCCGGGAGUUUGUGGAUUCCGGGGAGAAGGGGCGGGACCUGCGCUUCCUCAUGAACCUUCACAACAACGAGGCGGGCCGAACGACUGUGUUCUCCGAAAUGCGCCAGGAGUGCAAGUGCCACGGGAUGUCGGGCUCGUGCACGGUGCGCACGUGCUGGAUGCGGCUGCCCACGCUGCGCGCCGUGGGUGACGUGCUGCGCGACCGCUUCGACGGCGCCUCGCGCGUGCUCUACGGAAACCGCGGCAGCAACCGCGCCUCUCGGGCGGAACUGCUCCGCCUAGAGCCGGAAGACCCCGCUCACAAGCCGCCUUCACCCCACGACCUCGUCUACUUCGAGAAAUCGCCCAACUUCUGCACAUACAGCGGACGCCUGGGUACAGCGGGCACGGCGGGGCGCGCCUGCAACAGCUCGUCGCCGGCGCUGGACGGCUGUGAGCUGCUCUGCUGUGGCCGGGGCCACCGCACACGGACGCAGCGCGUCACUGAGCGCUGCAACUGCACCUUCCACUGGUGCUGCCACGUCAGCUGCCGCAACUGCACGCACACGCGCGUCCUGCACGAGUGUCUGUGAGGCGCUGCGCGGACUCGCCCCAGGAGCAUUCUCCUCAAGCCCACCCCACCCCCAGGCAGAUUCGCUGGCCCCUAAGACCCUGAUAUGCGCCUACCCAGUCUGUCCAGCCACGCUCCCCGGGAUUCAUACGUAUCUGAUCGCUUCUCCCACCUCCUCCUACCUGGGGACUCCUGAAACCACUUGCCUGGGGCGGCAGGAACCCUCUUGCCAUCCUGAUGGACCUGCCCCGACCUACCUCCCUCCCUCUCCGCGGGAGACCCCGUUGCACUGCCCCCUGCUUGGCCAGGAGGUGAGAGAAGGAUUCGUCCCCUCCCCUUGGCGGGUCAGCUCCAGACGGUGUUGCUUUGCCUCUGACACCCCGCCAUCGACCUCCCUGACUCUCUCCCUCCCCUUUUAACUCAGUUUUCUCCAGGUCCCCACAGACCCCUACCGAGGGUGCAGACCCUGAACACACAUCUGGGCAUCAGGGCCUUUCUCCCCACCUACAGCUGAAGCGGGAAGUGCCAAGGUGAAAGGGCAGCUGCAGCUGUGGUGAUGUGGAAAAUGAGGUUGGGGGACCCAGCAGAAAUACCCUCCAUUCUCCCAGCCUGUGUCGUGGAGCCAUUGAACAACUGUGAGCCAUGCCUCCCUUGGCCACCUCCUACCCUUUCCUGUCCUGCCUCCUCAUCAGUGUGUAAAUAAUUUGCACUGAAACGUGGAUACAAAGCCACGAGUUUGGUUGUUGUAAAUAAAACUAUUUAUUGUGCUGGGUUCCAGCCUGGUUUGCAGAGACUACUUCCAUCCUAACCCAGUCCCUUUCCAUUUUUCUCUUUUUUUUUUUUUUUGCCCUCCAACCUUUUCUGAUCCUUCUCCUCUCCCCAAAUUUUUCAAAGAUGCCUUUGACUACCGGAAUCAGUAUUUCCUUCCACUGUAGCUAUUAGUGGCUCCUCGCCCCCACCAAUGUAGUAUCUUCCUCUGCAGAAUAAAAAUCUCUAUUUUUAUCAAUG
Messenger RNA from Molossus molossus (Pallas's mastiff bat), 2419 nucleotides. RefSeq names its product Wnt family member 1 (gene WNT1). Gene Ontology annotation, molecular function: cytokine activity; frizzled binding. The record is from RefSeq and is a predicted model, not a curated record. The transcript is spliced from 4 exons. NCBI's taxonomy places the organism in Eukaryota, Metazoa, Chordata, Mammalia, Chiroptera, Molossidae. Bases 321 to 1433 code for a protein of 370 amino acids. Gene Ontology annotation, cellular component: extracellular region. Gene Ontology annotation, biological process: cell fate commitment; neuron differentiation; multicellular organism development.